This is a messenger RNA of Hydatigera taeniaeformis, 3237 nucleotides long. The record is from the annotation of a GenBank genome assembly. NCBI's taxonomy places the organism in Eukaryota, Metazoa, Platyhelminthes, Cestoda, Cyclophyllidea, Taeniidae.
AUGGUAGAAGUUAGGGAGCUCAUAACGUUUUGUUCGGAGGGGAACAUGGAGUUGUUAAAGCGGCAUAUUAUGAACGCAGAGCGUAAAGGAAGGAGCAUCUCUGCCAUCAUCAAUACGCCCACCAGUUCCGGGCAAACCAUUUUGAUUUCUGCCUGUCGAAAUGGAAAGCUUGAAAUCGUACAGUAUCUUGUGGAUGAGUGUGGGGCGGAUAUGGAGCAGGUCGGCACCGUGCAUUUUGAUGGUGAAGCAGUUGAAGGUGUGACACCAUUAUGGUGUGCUGCAGCUGCUAACUAUCUCGAAAUCGUGCGUUUCCUUGUCGAACGUGGUGCUGACGUUAACCGCACCACUAUUACCAACUCUACUGCUCUUCGUGCUGCAUGCUUUGACGGUCACGAGGCGAUUGUGCGUUACCUUGUUGAGCAAGGAGCCAACGUUGAGACACCGAAUCGGCACGAGCACACGUGCCUCAUGAUUGCCUGUUUCCGUGGCCACGAAAGGGUCGUCAGAUACCUUCUUUCUAAGGGGGCUCGUGUCAACCGACGAUCGGCUAAAGGCAACACGGCGUUGCACGAUUGCGCAGAAAGCGGCAACCUCGACAGUCUAACCCUCCUACUUUGCUAUGGUGCUUUAAUGCGGCCUGAUGAGUAUGGCCAGACGCCUAUUAUUUCAGGUGCUAAUUCUGCUUACAAAAAGGUUGUGGAAUAUCUAUGCGAUCUACGGACGCCCUAUGGCGAAAUGGUCGUUCCAGUUGAGGAGCAGGCUGCCGCACGCGAACUCCUGGGUGCUUCUCUUUAUGAUAGACAAUCCAGAGUACAAGACGCAGUCAUUGAGUGGCAGUAUGCAAUGAAAUUGCGGCGAGCCCACUUCGGCUACACCAAGCGUCUACCUCCCGUAGACGAAGCUGCCCGAAAUCACUAUGCUUGGAGCCUCAUUCGAGCUACCGCUUACAACGCUGUUGCUCUGGAAAUGGCAAAGAAGGAGAGGGGGAGAGGGAGCUCUAACGUUAAAGCGAAUGAAGUUGAUAUUGACCUUACUAGAAGACUUCCUCCACCGCUGCCCUCUACCAUUAUUACGGAUCCCAUUUGGGCUAAAAAACAUGCUGCGCGGGCGGAAUUAUUAGCGCAGAAGUAUGAACAACUGCUUUCCUUUUGCAAGACUGAUUCGUCCACAUGCCACAAUUGGACAGGUGAUGGCUUGAAGUCACCUGAGCAACAGCUCAGAUCAGCCGUUGAUGCAGUGCUCGGUGUGGCACCCGAUUUUUACCCCCAUUUUUCACGUCACAUUCGUCGCCCACUUGAAGGCACGGAAGGCGAUGUCACGCCUCAGAUCCCAUCGCGCAUCGCGUCUGACGAGGCAUAUCGGCUCCGUUACUUCACUGUUUCUGAAGAGGCGAUUUCGCGUGGAGCGGUCGACCCUUGCGAAAUAUUUGAAGCAGCAGAAGAGAAACUCCAAUCGGAGCCAGCGUCAUCCCAAACGGAGCCUCUGCUCAUCACGAGGUUACGGCGAUACAGCCUAACAGCCUUCGGAUUGGUCCGUGAGUUCGCCGAUUUCGCGGAACUGAAUCACGUCACCCAGGAUGCCUACGCAUUGCCUUUACAACCCUUACUUAUUCGAUUGAGAAUUCUGGGUCCUGAUCACCCUGAUACUAUCUAUUUUCUCCGCUAUCGUGGAGCGACGUACGCGGACACUGGUGCGAUAGCUCAAUGCCUCGCAUUUUGGCGCUACGCAAUUGAACUGCAGCGGGUCUUUCUUGAACCUCUCUCCUACGUCUCACAGUCCUCCUUUUUGGCCUUUGCAGAGCUGUACAAUAUUGUCCUCUCCAAUCGAUACUCCGGCCUUCGUGCUGUCCGCUUGCAGCCCUCUCUCAUCAUCGACUCCAUCGAACUUGCUGUAGAUAAUAUUGAGAGAGGUAUGGAGUACUCUUACCCCCACUGGCACGGGCGUAUGCCAUGGGCGUAUACGAGCGCGGACAAAGAGGCGACGAAUCUGCACCGUCACGUACGCCUCUGUUUGCACUUCAUUGCGCUUCUUGCCUAUUACUUUUGUCCGCCCGACGCGCGUCCUCCGCCACUGCAUCGUUAUCGAAUGCAAGAAUUGCGUAACACCCCAAAUGGGAUGGUUGCACCGACACAGGCACCCAUCUUCUCAGGCACAUUUCCGCUGCUGGAGCCCCCCACAGAAACAGCAUCCUCAAUGCCUGACUCCACAGAGGCCUCGGAGGAAUUGCCUGCGUCCACUGCUUGGGGUAUUUUCGUUCCUUCGGAGUCAGAGCAUGCUGAAAUGCGCAGCAAAAUGACUUCUGCUUUGUUGGAGCGAUUUUUCCGACAGGUGAAUAGACUGGUGAGACUAGAUCCACGUGUUCACGAAGGCGCGAGUCCGUUGCACAUGGCUGCGUCGUGUUCGCGCUUGGUGCGAUGCGAUCUUUUGCCUCUGCCUCAUGCGGAUCUCCUUCGCCUCCUCACUGCAGUGGGUGCUGAUCCUGACGUUAAGGAUGCCUGUGGUCAUCGUCCGAUCGGCCGCAUUCUUGCUUCCCACGCUCUCUCUGAGUCCCAGAAGGCGGAGCUGGUUUCUACUCUCGUUCUGGAUUGUGGAGCUCACUUUGACGCCGCUGCCAUGCCUCCACCCUUUGGCGAGGACACGGUGCCAGAAGGAGGCGCUUUCGGCAGGGCUGAAGCACUGGACGUUGAUUCUUCCCCAUCUACAUCAACUAGGUCCGUUGCUUCUACCUCUCCCUCUCCCAGACCCGUCACUGAUGCUGCUGCUUCUGAAACCCCUGCUACCGCUGCGAGUGAUGAUGUUUAUAACGGAAUGAACACUAUUUCUGCCAAUCCUUUGUCAGCUACUAGCUCCGCUCUAAGGUCUGCUGCUGUUAUUAUGGCCUCCUUCGCUUCUAGCUCCUCCUCCUCCUCCUCCUCCUCCUCUCCCUCCUCGGUCACGACCUCCGCUCUUCGAUUGGCUAGGUCUACAGGCGGCUGUUCAGCAGCAGCUGGGGUUGGAGCGACGCGCCACAACACGAUGACGUGGCCUUGGGGGCGGGCGUGCGCACGGAUACUAGCGAUUUCGGGCCUCCACCCCUUGAGACAUGUGAAUCUCCAGUGCCUAGCGGCGCGUGCUCUGCCUCGAUCGUUGCAUCAUUGGUUGCCCAGUCAUCUGGUCGAUUUUGUAAGGCUGCACCAUCACUACCCUCAGGAGCAACAGCAGGAACACCGACGGAGUCGAGACACUCAGCGGGAUUAA